Messenger RNA from Meloidogyne enterolobii, 859 nucleotides. The record is from the annotation of a GenBank genome assembly. NCBI's taxonomy places the organism in Eukaryota, Metazoa, Nematoda, Chromadorea, Rhabditida, Meloidogynidae.
AUGUUUAAUACACAAGAGACUUUUUUAUGUGGUGAUCGAAUAAAUGAACAAAAUUCAAAUUCACAAACUUUUGUCUCUCAAGCGCCUGGUCUAUCAAAUGCAUGUGGUGAAAAUACAGAAACACAAACUCAUAAUUCAACUAUCGGCCGUACUCCUCCGGCUACACAAAAUGAUGUUUUUGAUUCUAAUUGGGAAAGAUCCUUCGGGUUUCACCCUCCUGGUGGUUUAAAUUUAUGCGAAAGAAAUUCUUUGCUUAUUUCGCGAGUAAAACUCCCAUCAACAUAUAAACCAGAGGAAGAUGAGGAAAAAUGUCCCAUAUGCAUUGAGGGUUUUUUAACUGGUCAAAGUGUAAUUUUUUUACCUUGCUGCCAUAAGAUCCACAAAGCCUGUUUUUGGAAGUUAUCUAAAGAUUAUAGAUGUUGUUCUAUAUGCAAAAUGGAUAUGUCUAAAGGAAUUUAUUAUAGGAAUUAGUUUUUAAUUGGCUGUCUUGUUGUCCAAAUAUAAAACUAUGUAAUAUAAAGCCAUAUGACGAUAUAAUUUAAAACUUAUAUUUGGACAACAUUUUUUGAUAAAAAUUUCAGAAAUUUAAUUCCGAAUCUUAAAACCACUUUAAAAUGUUGUCCAAAUAUAAAACUUAUUAUACAAAUAUAAAACAUGUAAAAUAAUAUAAAACUUAUAUUGGGACAACAUUUUCUGGUACUUAUAGGGUUUUGGUCCGCUGGAAAAAAUUCUAUCUUUUCCUUAAUUCUAAUGUUUGAUGAUAUUGGAGAAAAAUUAUUUUUCCUUGAUUAAUGUCUAUAAUUUGAAUUUGCCACAGGAAGUAUAGUGAAAAUGAGGAAGGGAAAAUGCCGAACAUUAU